AUGGGGAUCUUGAUGUCCGCUGCACAAGCAGCGCCGGCUCUAUUCUCCGCCAUUCCGUUCUACUUCACCCUCAUCGUGCCCAUCCUAGUAGCCGCCGCAGCAACUUACCUCUCACGCCGCCGCCUCCUGGCCUCGACACACACUCGCCCGACUGAGGACCCCUACGCCCCCGUCUCCGUCAACUACUUCCCGUCCCGCGAGUGCAACUACGCCUGCGGCUUCUGCUUCCACACCAACACCUCGGGCUACAUCCUGCCCCUGGGCGAGGCCAAGCGCGGCCUGCGCCUCCUCCGGGACGCCGGCAUGCGCAAGCUCAACAUCGCCGGCGGGGAGCCCUUCCUGCACCCGGCGUUCCUGGGCGAGCUCCUGCGGUACUGCAAGGAGGGCCUGGGCCUCGAGAGCGUGAGCAUCAUCAGCAACGGGAGCAAGAUCCGGGAGGGGUUCCUCCGGGAGUACGGCCGGUACCUGGACAUCCUGGCCGUCUCCUGCGACUCGUUUGUGCAGGAGACGAACGGGGCGAUCGGGCGCGGGGAGAAUGGCCAGGGGGACGGCGGCCACGUGGAGCAGGUGUUCCGCAUUGCCGGGUGGUGCAGGGAGUACGGCAUCAUGUUCAAGCUCAACACCGUCGUCAAUACCUUCAAUUGGGACGAAGACAUGGCGGGCCAGAUCGCGCAGCUGGCGCCGUUCCGGUGGAAGGUCUUCCAGUGCCUGAUCGUCGAGGGCGAGAACGACGACGAGACGCGGGUGCGCGACGCGAGGAGGUUCCUCAUCUCGCAGGAGCAGUGGGAGACGUUCUGCGACAGGCACAAGCACCUGCCGUGCUACGUGCCCGAGGACAACCAGACCAUGGCCGGGAGCUAUCUGUUGCUGGACGAGCGUAUGCGCUUCCUGGACAAGGGCGAUGGGCCGAUGAAGAAGAGCGACUCAUUGCUGGAUGUCGGGGUGAAGAAGGCCAUGCAGCAAGUCGCGUGGGACAAGGAGGCGUUUGACAAGAGAGGUGGGAUCUACGAGUGGCGGAAACCACAGACAGCGGGCAGUAUUGAAGGAGGUUGUGAUGGCGAUAAUAAGAAGGAGCUGGAGUGGUAG
Molecule: messenger RNA, 1086 nt
Organism: Diaporthe citri
Lineage: Eukaryota; Fungi; Ascomycota; Sordariomycetes; Diaporthales; Diaporthaceae
Exons: 2
Coding region: 1-1086 (361 amino acids)
Molecular function (GO): 4 iron, 4 sulfur cluster binding; catalytic activity
Source: RefSeq, a predicted model, not a curated record